GGUCCCCGUGUCCGCGAGGGACAUCGGUCAUUCCGUUUCUCCGGCGGUUCCCUGCCAUCCGUGGAAUUAAGCAACGAUUGGAAAACGUAAUUUUUUCCGAAAUAAAAAAAACUCUGAUUUGCGGACUUUAAAAUGAACAUUUUCUCUUGAGCUGAGAUUUGCUUUUUCACCUGACGACUGAAGAUGAAAAGUUUACUUCUUCUUCUGACCUUGUUUUUCUCAGUAUGUCCGCUGCUGGUUGAUGGCCAGCAUCCGACGUGUACGUUCCUGCUGGAGGUGGAGCGAGACCAGACGGAGUGUCAAAAGAGGUUGAAGGAGCAAGAGGCCAAGGGCAUCAAAAAAGUGCCGGGAUGCAAAGGAACUUGGGACAGCAUUGCAUGCUGGGAGCACACUGGAUUAGGAGAAACUGUCACGAUCCCCUGCCCUCGAGCCCUUAAAACCAUCUUUGGCAGAAAUGGAAACAUCAGCAGGAACUGCACAGCAUCCGGCUGGUCGGAGGUUUUCCCAAACAUAAGCAGCGUGUGUGAGUCAGACACCAGCCAGAACAAGCUGGUCUUCUACGUGGUGGUGCAAGCGUUAUACACUCUGGGUCACAGUCUGUCUCUGAUUGCUCUCAUCACUGGAAGCGCCAUCCUCUGCCUGUUCCGGAAACUUCACUGCACCAGAAACUACAUCCACCUUAACCUCUUUGUGUCCUUUAUCCUGAGAGCUGUGGCUGUCCUGGUGAAAGACGACAUCCUCUUCAACAAAACCUUGCAAUGCUCCAACCAGUCGUCUCUGCUGGGAUGUAAAGCCAGCCUAGUGUUUUUCCAGUAUUUCAUCAUGGCCAACUUCUUCUGGCUGCUGGUGGAGGGUCUGUACCUCCACACCCUGCUAGUCGUCAUCUUUUCAGAAAACCGCCACUUUAUUAUCUACAUGUUCAUUGGUUGGGGAAUUCCCACAGUGUUCGUCUCGGCGUGGGUGAUAACGAGGAUUUAUUUGGAAGAUACAGGGUGCUGGGAGAGAAAUGAAAACCACGUGCCUAACUGGGUGAUCAAUGGACCAAUCGGGUUUUCCAUUCUGGUGAACUUCAUCCUGUUUAUCAGCAUCAUUCGCAUCUUGGUUCAGAAGCUGCGAUGUCCAGAUGUGGGCGGAAAUGACCAGUCCCAGUACAGAAGGCUGGCCAAAUCCACUCUGCUGCUGAUCCCUCUGUUUGGGAUCCACUAUGUGGUUUUUGUUUCUUUCAGUGAAUCCAUCACUGAAGAUUAUAAAAUCUUUUUUGACCUGGCUCUGGGAUCUUUUCAGGGUUUCGUUGUGGCUAUUCUCUAUUGUUUCCUCAACAGUGAGGUUCAAGGGGAGCUCAGGAGGAAGUGGAGGAGCAUGUGUCUGAACUGCCGCCUGAGCAGAACACCUCACUUCAGCAGCACUUUCACCUCCAGGAACGGUUCAGAGCACAUGAUGCAGUUUCACCGCAACUCCAGAGCCCAGUCCAUCCUGCAGUCAGAGACCACCAUGCUGUGAGGCCCGACCCAGAAAAACAAACAAAUGGAGCCGGGCCAAAGAGUUUUACUAAUCCAUCCUAUAAAAAGACUUAAGUGCAAGUAAA
Oryzias latipes (Japanese medaka) is the source of this 1585-nucleotide messenger RNA. RefSeq names its product vasoactive intestinal peptide receptor 2 (gene vipr2). NCBI's taxonomy places the organism in Eukaryota, Metazoa, Chordata, Actinopteri, Beloniformes, Adrianichthyidae. The record is from RefSeq and is a predicted model, not a curated record. Gene Ontology annotation, molecular function: G protein-coupled peptide receptor activity; peptide hormone binding; vasoactive intestinal polypeptide receptor activity. Gene Ontology annotation, biological process: cell surface receptor signaling pathway; adenylate cyclase-modulating G protein-coupled receptor signaling pathway. Gene Ontology annotation, cellular component: plasma membrane.